This is a messenger RNA of Anneissia japonica, 4088 nucleotides long. RefSeq lists its product as uncharacterized. The record is from RefSeq and is a predicted model, not a curated record. Gene Ontology annotation, biological process: defense response. Lineage: Eukaryota; Metazoa; Echinodermata; Crinoidea; Comatulida; Comatulidae. Bases 103 to 3408 code for a protein of 1101 amino acids. Gene Ontology annotation, molecular function: protein binding. The transcript is spliced from 2 exons.
GGGAGUUUUGCUUAAAUAAACUGUUACUCCACCGAAAUCGGAGUGGUUGCAUAUAGCACCUAAAUCUACUAAGAGAUUACUUCAGGAACCAAACCAGCCACCAUGGAUACACAUGGAAACAAGAACUUUAACAAGCUGGCAUUCAUCCUUCUUGAUAUUGUCACUGAACAUCUCAGGAAUAUUUUCAGACAAGAAUGGGACACCCAACAUCCAAGCAAACCCUGGAAAGAUGACAAAAACAGUCUUCUUUACCUGAAAACAGAAGCCAACAAACUUGGUACUUGGAAAGAUUUGAAGGCCCCCAUGUCAGGGGACCUCAAUGAGUGGGAUCCAACUAACUUAUUCUAUGCUCUACUGUACUCUAAAACCAUAACUAUUAUGGCAGCACAUCGCCAACAAAUUGAUAAACUACGACAAAUAAGAAAUAAGUACAUUGGGCAUCAUUCCAGAGCAUCGAUAAGUAACACAGCAUUCAAAGCCAUCUAUCAAGAUAUUGAGAAGUGCAUGAUUGGCCUUAACUGUUCCAGCUAUGUGCAAAAACAAAUGGAAGAUGUCAAAAAUGAAAUUAUAAAAGUGCCCGAAGAUUACAUGAAGGGAGUGGAAGCAAAGCUGGAUAUAAUUAAAAGGCUUCUUAUGCAGUCACAAAGUUUUCCACGAAAAUAUGGAUAUUCCAUGUUAAUCCUUUUGGGAGUUAUGAUGUUUUACGAAAUAUUUAACCCAGUUUCACAUCCAACCUGUGACCACAUAGAUAUGUGUACAAGAACAACAUGUAGUAACUCUAGAAGUUUCUUCCCUGAGUCACGGAAGCCUAGCUAUUACAUAGGCCAUGAUGAUGAAAUAAACACAGGUGUGGGUGUUCUGGCCAAUGGUUCUUAUCCAAUGGUCAGCAUUACUGGUCCACCAGCAAUUGGCAAAACAGCAACAGCAGCAGCAGUAGGACAAGUCUUGAAGAACAAUCAUGGUUAUCAAGUGGCUUUCAUUGAUUUCAAACAAAUAAAUGUGAGUUCCAGUUGCAUCAGAACAUAUAUUUACAAAGAUAUUGUUUUGUCGAUAGAUUUCGAAUUGGAAAUUGUGCCUAAUUCAGUGCAAGAAUUUAAAUUGCUGAUGAUAAAACUAACAACAUGUCCGACACUUCUCAUUUUUGACAAUAUAGAAAACAUUUUGAACUCCACAUCAAAGUCAUUAUACUACGAAGUAACAAAACUAUGUUUGGCAAUUAACAAAAUCAAAAUCCUUACUACAUCUCGAAAAGAUUUUGAUAUCAUUGGAGUGUCGAUAUAUCCAAUAAAAUUGGAACCAUUGCCAAUAUCACAGUCAACAGGUGUAUUGGUUUCACUUUUGCCAGGACUUCAACAAAAGAGGUUAGUUAAGAUAAUAGCAGAGAAAACAGGUGGGAUUCCUUUGUUGUUGGAAGUAGCUGCAAGUCUAGUACGUAGCAAGUACUAUGAAGAAGCUGAAUUACUGAAUAGAUUGGAAGAACUGCCAAUAUUAGUUGUUCUCAAUGACACCAAAGACAUGACAGAGUCUAGUAACUAUUACAAGCUCCUUAAGAUUUUAUUUGAUGGUCUUGAUCCAUCUCUCCAAAACACAUUUAUUGCUUUUGGGAUCUUUUUGGAUCGGAGCAGUACCGAUACUGUAGUGAACUUGAACUUCAGUAAAAAAGUUGACCUUUAUCCACUUGUAAACUAUAAUCUCUUGAAGACAUUUGACAUUCCAAGUGGACAAAGAUUGUAUGGAAUGCAUCCUGUUGUCAGUGAAUUCACCAGAUUGGUUGCUAAGGAUAAUUCAUGUUUUUCAAAGAUACAACAUACAAUGUUUGGUUCUUGUUAUAUGACAACAAAUUCACUUAAAUGUGGAUCGCUUUCAUUUAUUAUGGCAGAUCAUAGUAACAUGACAUUACAGCAACCAAUAUGGGAACAUAACGUACAAAAAAUUCUAGUUCAUUAUGGAUUAACUGAACGUGAUGAGCUAUGGCUUGGCAUUAUAGCAUUUCACUUAGGACUUGAAUUUUAUGACCUUGGUCAAUAUACUGAAAGCAUAGAUUAUCUACAUCAAGCAAUUGAACUAAUUAAAGAAGACAAUAAUCAAUUUCUUAAGUGUCUGGCAAACUUUGCGGUAAAUGCAACAGCAAAAUCCCUCAAACAAGGCAAAUUAAUUCUGAAUAUUGAAUUUAGCAAUUUAUUGCUUAGGACAUUGAAAUUGAUCAAAACAGACCCAUGCUUUGUUGCCACAAGUCUGCUUGACCUUGGCAUCUUAUCCAACAACAUGAUGUUUCAAGAAUAUGCUGUGUUUGUUGUAAGUCAGGCCCUGACAUAUUAUAAACAACAAUAUCAAAAUCAGAACUGUAGCAAAGAAAAUUUGGUAUCUUUGUCUUUAGAGCUUGGAGCGACCUUUUAUAACCAUGGGAAAUAUCAUGGUAGCAUAAAUGUUUUACUCAAGUCAGCUAGUCUACUGAAAAGUCAUGAUGACCAACUUAUGACUGAUUGGUUACUUGCUGAUAGUUAUUAUAAGACACAAGACUAUGAAUCCUGCUUUCAAAUUGUUCAAAGAGUCCUCAACAGUUCUUAUGAAGUUGAUUAUCAUAAACAAAAGCAUGUGUUUCAAGCUCUGACAGACUUAGCCCUCAAAGCAGCUGAUACAUAUAUCAGUCAAAGUAAUAUUAAUAUGACCAUCCAAUUCAGUAUUUUGUCUCUCAAUACACUGAAAAUGCUUGAAACAGAUUCAUGUUUUAUUUCAUCACUCUAUUUCCACAUUGGGCUUAUGUUCUAUAACCUAGGGACAUUUUAUAGACAUGCUGCUUUUGCUUUUAACCAGACUUGGACAUUUCUUAAAAUGAAUGAAUGUGGUGAAGAAGAUUUGGGGCUUGUAGCAUUUUACCUUGGGGGAGCCUACUAUCACUGUGGCCAAUAUAACGAUAGCAUAGAUGUUCUACGCAAAGCUGUUGAUCUAUUGGAAAAAGAUGAUGUACAUCAAUUUAUGGCUAAUUGUUUCCUUGCUUUUAGUUACUAUGAGAUACAGGAACAUGAAACAUGUUGUCAAAUUACAAAAAACAUCCUCAGCAACAAUUCUUAUUUGAACACACUCAACAGCUCUUAUUUGUGUAUAUGGGAUCUUGUGAAUCUGGCAAACAUUUCAGUAUUGGCAGCAUACCAAUACAUAAAGCAAGGCAAAUUAAACCAGAGCAUUGACUUUAACCAUUUAUCUAUUGUGACAUUGGAAAUGGUUGAUGAAUCUUCGUGUUUAAUUGCUUCGCAGUAUUGUAACCUUAGCCUUGCACUCUUUCGUGUGCAGAGACAUGCAGAUGCAGCAAUUGCUUUAAAUAAGGCACUGGAAUUGUUUCACCUGAAUGGGUGUGAUGAAGAACGGGUUGGAGUUGUAGCACUUUACGCCAUUAACACAAUAGUAUAAAGGUUUUACUUGGAACAAUUGACCUAUUGAAGAAAAACCCUGAUCAACAGUUUCUGGCUAAUUAUACUCUUUUUGCUAGCUAUCUUAAAUUACACGACUAUGGAAGCGGUUUUCAACUUCUUAGGAAGGUCUUUGACAGUUUAUAUAUAGAUCAGGUUGAUCAUCUGAGGUACAAACAGGAGCUUGAGAUUCUAAGAAAGUUUGCAAGAACAUACUGUAUAAGAAAUUGCAAUGCCAAUCUAAUCAUUGAUUGGCAAUUAUAUGCACAAUUUCUUUUUUUUUUUCAGUGUGUUAUUAAGUUAUUUAAAUGCAUAGGUGCAGAUUCUAAAGGGGACGGGAGACACGUCAUCCCACAUAUUUUUGAGGGGGGGGGGUGGUCCCCUCAAAGUUUCGACUGCAAUGUAAUUUCAUAGUUAAGAUGAUGCCUGAAAGUUUUUGAAAUGAACUGCAUAAAUGAUUCAGGUUUUAACGAAAAUGCGCUGUACAGUCCGAGUGCAGUGCUGUCAUUACGGUACUGUGCAUCUUAUAGCAAGAUACUGGUAUCACUAACGUCUGAAUUACCUAUAAUAUACAAUUCGAGUGUGCAUGCUUUUCUUAUAAAUUGAGAAGCAUGAGAAAAAGCAUAAGAUUACGUCAUACGAAGUAGGUAAAAUAAAGUAAAUACAUCAAAGACAAUUAAG